This is a messenger RNA of Purpureocillium takamizusanense, 1609 nucleotides long. RefSeq lists its product as uncharacterized. Lineage: Eukaryota; Fungi; Ascomycota; Sordariomycetes; Hypocreales; Ophiocordycipitaceae. The record is from RefSeq and is a predicted model, not a curated record. The transcript is spliced from 3 exons. The coding region runs from base 580 to 1557 and encodes 325 amino acids.
GGUCGAUCCUACAUGCCAGGGGAUGGGAUCCUAGACUUUGCCUCGCAUCCCGUCUGUUGCAACGAAAUACGGCUACUACGACUAUUCCGUGCCGCAGAAUUUGAUUUCUACCAGCGAGUUCCCGCCCUGCGUCUCCCGCGAAACAAAACCACCUUUCCGGAAUACGUUUUCUCCUGUUGUCUUUUCGCACCAUGUUCAAUGUGCUGCGGCCAUGUCCUCCUCGUCCUCGACGUUCCAAUAUUUGGCCGUCACGCCCCAUGAUCACGGAGCCUUCAUCGUCAUCGCCGCAAUUGUGGGGGUGAUAUGGACGGUGCUGGUCUAUUGCAUCCGGCUCUACAUUAGACUCAACAUCAAUGGCCCCUUUGGCUUGGACGAUGCUUCGGCUUCCAUUGCGACCGUGAGUUGAGAAAAAGGGCCAAUACAUAUGGCGCGCCUUGAAGCAUCGCUCUCUUCUAACGCGCGCGCGGUUCGGAUACCUAGGUCAUCGGAAUUAUACAGUCUGCCGUGACGCUUGUUGCGGUUCGCAAUGGGUUGGGGAAAGCAAAGGACUUGCUGUCCGCCGUCGAGCUCGAAGCAGCCAUGAAGCUCUAUUACGCCGCAGGCCUGCUUUACAUUGUGGCCAUCUGCGGAUCCAAAAGCGCCAUGUUUCUGUUGAUGGCACGCCUGACACGGCAAUCUCAACACAUAUCACUGGUGGUGAGCUACGGGGCCACAUGCUUCACGGUGGUAUGGAUGGUAGUGUCCCUGUUUGUUGUGGGUUUCCAGUGUGGUCUUCCGAACCCAUGGGACAUGGUUUCCCAUGAGGGCUGCAGAAGCACGUUUACGCGAUGGGCCGUCGUCGAAAUUUUCAGCAUCUUGAUCGAGGUGAUGAUUUCGGCCAUGGCCGUGGCUCUGGUUUGGGACCUCAAAAUGGCCGUCAAGGUCAAGGUGGCCGUCGUGGGGGCGUUUUCGGCGCAGCUGCUCGUCAUCGUGCCCAUCAUCUUCCGGCUCAUGUCCGUGCGGCGGUCGCUCGACUCGUCCGACAUUACGUUUGACUGGACCGAGACGACGCUGACGACGCAGGUCGUGAUGCACUUUUCGCUCAUGGCGGCGACGUUCCCGUGCUUCCGGCAGUUCCUGCAAGCCUUCGACUCCGGGUUCGGGGCCACGACCAAGAUGGAGACGCAGACGGGCGGCUCGGGCAGCCGGACGAACAACAGCUACGCGCUGCAGUCACUCGGCUCCAAGAAGGGGGGAGGAGAGGAAACGGCCACGGGCGCGAACGGAGGACGAGGAGGGGGAGGAGGGGGAGUCGGAAGUGGGAGCGGACGGCCGAUGGGGGGGCAAGGGGGAGCGGCUCUGGGCUGCAAUACCAGCGCCAGCAGCAGCAACAGCAGGGCCAUGGCGCGGCUGCGUCCGGACCGCACGGCCGAAAUCGUCACGCAGGCGACGGCUGACGGGCCUGACAGGGCGGGCGAUGAGGACCGGAGCAUCGAGAGCGUCGGCAGCGACAAGGCCAUCAUCUGGAGGACGAGGGAGUUUGAGGUGCACUACGACGAGCGUGAGAGAGAGGGCUAGAUAACGUACGUAGACCGCCAAGCGCAUGUAAAUCUAUUAGACUUUUUUUUUU